Anas platyrhynchos (mallard) is the source of this 9932-nucleotide messenger RNA. RefSeq names its product insulin degrading enzyme (gene IDE). Gene Ontology annotation, cellular component: peroxisomal matrix; cytosol; mitochondrion. The record is from RefSeq and is a predicted model, not a curated record. Lineage: Eukaryota; Metazoa; Chordata; Aves; Anseriformes; Anatidae. Gene Ontology annotation, biological process: peptide catabolic process; amyloid-beta metabolic process; hormone catabolic process. Gene Ontology annotation, molecular function: metal ion binding; metalloendopeptidase activity.
GGCGGGCGGGGAGGGGAGGGGAGGCGGGCGGAGAAGAUGGCGCCGCCGCCGGCCGCCGCGCUGAGGAGCGGCGUGUGCUGAGCGCGGCCGGGCGGCCGGGCCGGGCUAUGCGGCGGCUUCCCGGGCUGAGGCGGGCUCUGCUCGGCUUGGUGCACCCCUGCGCCGCCCCGGCCUCCCGCUUGGCCUCUCAGAGCCGGCGGCGCAGCUUCCUCGGGCUUCAGAAGGAGACAAAAAACAAAAUGAACAAUCCAGCUAUUAAGAGAAUAACAAAUGAAAUUAUCAAAUCACCUGAGGAUAAACGAGAAUAUCGUGGACUGGAACUGGCAAAUGGCAUUAAAGCGCUUCUCAUUAGUGACCCCACCACAGAUAAGUCUUCGGCAGCACUAGAUGUGCACAUAGGGUCCUUGUCUGAUCCCCCUAACAUUGCUGGGCUUAGUCAUUUUUGUGAGCAUAUGCUGUUCCUGGGAACCAAGAAAUACCCGAAAGAGAACGAGUAUAGUCAAUUUCUUAGUGAGCAUGCAGGGAGCUCCAAUGCCUUUACCAGUGGAGAGCAUACCAACUAUUACUUUGAUGUGUCACACGAACAUCUAGAAGGUGCACUGGACAGAUUUGCCCAGUUUUUCCUGUGCCCUUUGUUUGAUGAAAGCUGCAAAGAUAGGGAAGUGAAUGCUGUUGAUUCUGAGCAUGAAAAGAAUCUGAUGAAUGAUGCCUGGAGGCUGUUUCAGUUGGAGAAGGCUACUGGAAACCCUAAUCAUCCCUUCAGUAAAUUUGGAACAGGGAACAAACUCACUCUGGAAACUAGACCAACCAAGGAAGGAAUAGAUGUAAGACAAGAGUUAUUGAAGUUCCAUUCUACUUAUUAUUCAUCAAAUUUAAUGGCUAUUUGUGUCUUAGGAAGAGAAUCCUUGGAUGAGCUAACUUCCUUAGUGGUGAAGUUAUUUUCAGAAGUAGAGAAUAAAAAUGUCCCUAUACCAGAGUUUCCUGAACAUCCUUUCCAAGAAGAACAUCUCCGGCAACUUUACAAAGUGGUGCCUAUUAAGGACAUCAGAAAUCUUUAUGUCACAUUUCCUAUACCAGACCUUCAGAAGUACUAUAAAUCAAAUCCUGGCCAUUAUCUUGGUCAUCUGAUUGGGCAUGAAGGCCCAGGGAGUCUUUUGUCAGAGCUUAAAGCCAAAGGAUGGGUAUAUACUCUUGUUGGAGGACAGAAAGAAGGUGCUAGAGGUUUCAUGUUUUUCAUCAUUAAUGUGGAUUUGACAGAGGAAGGACUUUUGCAUGUUGAAGAUAUUAUUUUGCACAUGUUUCAGUAUAUUCAAAAACUACGUACAGAAGGACCUCAAGAAUGGGUUUUCCAAGAGUGCAAGGAUCUAAAUGCUGUGGCAUUCAGAUUUAAAGAUAAAGAACGACCACGAGGUUAUACAUCGAAGCUUGGAGGAAUGUUGCAUUAUUAUCCUAUAGAAGAAGUAUUGGCUGCUGAGUAUUUGCUUGAAGAAUUCAGGCCUGAUUUAAUAGAGAUGGUACUGGAUAAAUUGAGACCAGAAAACAUUCGAGUUGCAAUAGUGUCCAAGUCUUUUGAAGGAAAAACUGACCGAACAGAAGACUGGUAUGGAACACAGUACAAGCAAGAAGCAAUUUCUGAUGAAGUUAUUAAGAAAUGGCAAAAUGCUGACCUGAAUGGGAAAUUCAAGCUUCCAAUGAAGAAUGAGUUCAUUCCUACUAACUUUGAGAUUUUGCCAUUGGAAAAAGAUGCGACACAGUACCCUGCCCUUGUCAAGGACACUGCUAUGAGCAAACUGUGGUUCAAGCAAGAUGACAAAUUUUUUUUGCCAAAAGCUUGUCUCAACUUUGAGUUUUUCAGUCGCUACAUUUAUGCUGAUCCUCUCCAUUGCAACAUGACAUACCUGUUUAUCAGGUUAUUGAAGGAUGAUUUAAAAGAGUAUACAUAUGCAGCACGCCUCUCAGGUUUGGUCUAUGGCAUUGCAUCAGGAAUGAAUGCAAUACUUCUUUCUGUAAAAGGUUAUAAUGACAAGCAACAUAUCUUGCUCAAGAAGAUCAUAGAGAAAAUGGCUACUUUUGAGAUUGAUGAAAAAAGAUUUGAAAUUAUCAAGGAAGCGUACAUGAGAUCGCUUAACAACUUCAGGGCUGAACAGCCUCACCAGCAUGCGAUGUAUUAUCUCAGACUCCUGAUGACAGAAGUUGCUUGGACCAAAGAUGAAUUAAAAGAAGCUCUUGAUGAUGUCACUCUUCCCCGCCUGAAGGCCUUUAUAUCUCAGUUGUUGUCACGGUUACACAUCGAAGCUCUUCUCCAUGGCAAUAUAACAAAACAGGCUGCAUUAGGAAUUAUGCAGAUGGUUGAGGACACUCUCAUAGAGCACGCUCAUACAAAGCCACUCCUUCCCAGUCAGCUAGUGAGAUACAGGGAAGUGCAACUUCCUGACAGAGGGUGGUUUGUAUAUCAACAGAGAAAUGAAGUUCAUAACAAUUGUGGCAUUGAAAUAUAUUACCAGACAGAUAUGCAGAGCACUUCUGAGAAUAUGUUUUUGGAGCUCUUUUGUCAGAUUAUUUCAGAACCAUGCUUCAAUACUCUGCGCACCAAGGAACAAUUAGGUUACAUUGUGUUCAGUGGUCCGCGUAGGGCAAAUGGCAUACAAGGACUGCGAUUUAUUAUCCAAUCUGAAAAGCCACCACACUAUUUAGAAAGCAGAGUGGAAGCAUUCUUAAAGACUAUGGAGAAAUGCAUAGAAGAUAUGUCAGAAGAGGCCUUCCAAAAACACAUCCAAGCUUUAGCAAUUCGUCGUCUAGACAAACCAAAGAAGCUGUCUGCAGAAUGUGCUAAAUAUUGGGGAGAAAUAAUUUCUCAGCAGUAUAACUUCGACAGAGAUAACAUUGAAGUGGCUUAUCUAAAGACCCUGACCAAGGAUGAUAUCAUACAGUUCUACAAGGUGCUGUUGGCAGUAGAUGCUCCCAGAAGACACAAGGUAUCAGUACACGUCCUUGCAAGGGAAAUGGAUUCCUGCCCUGUUGUUGGAGAGUUUCCAUGCCAAAAUGAUGUGAACCUGGCACCAGCACCACCACUACCACAGCCAAGUGUGAUUGAAAAUAUGACAGAGUUCAAGCGCAGUCUGCCACUCUUUCCCCUGGUGAAACCACAUAUCAAUUUCAUGGCUGCAAAACUGUGAAGAACCCCAGUGGAUGAAGAAAUGCAAAUGAUCAGUACUGACAUGGUUUCAGGGGACUUCAUGAUGAACAAAAUUAUCAAAGACUAUUAGAACAAAUGGUUUUGUGCAUUAUGAAAGUCCCAAAUUCCUUCUUGGUUCAUUUGACAUUAGAUGUGUGUUAGGGAUAGAGAGUAUAGAAAAAUCAGUUGUGGUCAUGUGUCAUUUGUAUUACAGACAACCUGUUGGAAACCAAAAUCAACGGAAUCAAUAACAAUAAAAAAAAAAUCUUGUAGAUGCAGUAUAUUUUUGAAAUAGAAUACCCCUUCAAAUUUUAAUUUUGGUAAAAUUAGCCUCUGGAGCAAACAAUUGCUUGAAAUACCCUUAUUGUUCCUGAAAAACACCAUUUAAUAGCCCAAUAAUAAUCUUAUUGGGGAUUGGAGAGGGGUGAGAAGGAGCUGCUUUUUUUGGGAUGGGGUCAACAAUUUUUCUUAGAAGUUGAAAGUGUCACAUUUUUUUGAAGUGUUGAAUGAGACUUUUUAAAUUGAUCCUUAAUGCAACCAACAUAUUUUCUAUUUAAUUUUUCUGAAAACUGGUGGAAAAAAAAGGGGGGGGGAUUUGACAACACAGUAAUAAAUGAACGAAUUGUCUCAAUGAGAAUAACUGAAGAUAUGAGCAUGAUUUUAAUCUUUCUAUACAAAUUUGGGGACGUUUUAUAUUCAAAGUUGUGAAAUGCUGGAAACACUUUAAUAGUGCAACUUUUUUUAACAAAAGUGUUGUCCUAGUCUCGGUACUGUCAACAUCCUGUUUAAUUCUUUAGUGUUAUUCUGAAUUGUUUCCAUAUGGUAUAUGAAAUACUUCGUUGUCAUUUUUUUGUUUUCAGUUGCACAUAGACUACAUGAGUUCUCUGUCAGUAUGUUUUGCCUUACUUGUUAUACUAGGUCUCAGUCCAGCAAAGUAUUACUAAUGCAAAUAACUUUAAGCAUGCAUUAAUCAGUUCUUGACUCAAGAACAGAUGAAUAUCAAAGAUAGACCCUGUAAUGAACCAGAUGCCUCGCUUUUAUGAUACAUCUGUGUGAGCCCUUUUUGCCCUUUCAAAAAGGCAUUGAAGAGCACGGUGCUGACUUAACUUAAAAACAUAAAACGUUUAACUUAACUUAAAAACAUAAAAGUAUGGUGUUAGCAGUACUGCUGCACCACAGAGUGUGGUUCAGGUUACAUCACAAAAUGUUCCUUCCUACUUUAAAGAAGGCUGUGCAAAACCCAGAAGGAUCAAGAAUUAUGCUGAGAUUGUUGUAUAUAUACCCCAUAACUUAGUGAAAUGUCAAAACAAUACAUAGUGUCUAAUCUUCACCAAGUCUACUGAAUUGCAGAGUGGUCUGCCACUUGAGACAGCGUAUCAGGAUAAACUCCCCAAAUUGAAAAAGAUAAGGUAGCAUUUUGCUAAGUUCUCUAACAUGUUUAAUGCAUAAAAUUGAUUGUAGCUAUUCAGAUAGGGUGGAGUGUGCAAAGCACUGAAGACAGAAAAUCUGCUCAUAUAAACCCUUGCUGUUGGGUGUUACUGAGAGUUGCUUCCUAUUAGGAGUACCUAAAACUAAGGCACUGAUGUGAAAUGUAUGUCAUGUAUGUGUGCAUCAGAACCUGGUGUGUUCAGUAGGGGUGUUCUUGUCACCAAGUUAAUGUUCGUAUUAACACUGGCUCUGGAGGCAGUUAAAUGCAUGCUUGCCAGGAUAAAGGCUUCAAGUUGUGUUUAUUUGAGUCUGCAUUAACUGAGUAAAUGCAGUGUAUUUAAGUUGUUUCAAAGGUCGACAGGACAUAUUUCAACAUCCCUUUAAUAAAUCCGAUGAUAGUUUGUGAUGUAACCUGUUGCCAGGAAUGUCUGCUAACAAGGAUUUUUUGUAGCCUGAGGGGAAAAAAAUCAGACAUGGAUAUCAGCAAAAAUAGUACAGGUGUCUUUGUUCACCAUGUUUUUCAUGGCUCCUUCAUGUAAAAUGGACUUUUUAACCCUCCUGCGUUUUGCUUUUGUUUAUAGUUUUCUCUUAGUAAAAAUAUUUGUAUUAUAUAUAUUAAAAGUUUUGACAACAUAUUAUUAAAAAAUAUAUAUAUUUUGGGAUUUAGUGGUAUUUAAACAGACCGCUCUUACGGUAAAUAAAAUCAAAUUGCUUCUAUCGAGUGUAAAAAAAAAAUAAAAUAUAUAUAUUCAUGGAAGUACUAUGAACUCUAAUUUUAACAAAUUCUAUAAAUAAAUUGGAAUGGCAGUAUAUUUAUCACAAACAACAAAUCAUGUUUUUCAGAGGAAAAAACGUAAAAUUGUAAAGUUCUGUGACUGGAUGUGGAAGCACAUGUGGUUUUCCAAAAACUUUUAAUUGCUUUUAAGUGUUCUCCAGCAUUUUACAGUUUCUGAGUUUGAUAUAGCAGUAAAUUUUGAUAAACUCAGGCAUACUAAUGGAUUCAUUUUAAUGGAUCCAAAGCUGCAGUGUCUACAAGCAAUAAAAAACUACCUAGAAUACACUGUAAUUCAAUUUUAGUGCUUGUUAAUUAGUUUAUGUAAGAAACCAUAAGUUAUUAUUACAUAACUGUAAUUUUUGCAAGUGCUAUUUUAAGCAGUUGAUGUGGAAUUGGGUGCAUGUGACACAGCCAGUAUGACAGAGUUCUAGCGUUAUUCUGUUUACAAUAAACAAUCUGAAUUUAAUGUUUGGAGUUAUUAAUUUGUUUCAUUUUAAUAUAUUGUUUUCAUAGUGGUAAUGUUACAUCUGUCAGUCUUGCAUGUGUUUUUUACUACAUAUUAAUAGUGAUUUUCUGUGAUGCAGUUCUUGGACUGGUUAGGCAGAAUAGCCUUGGUGGAGAAGUGUUCCUGUUCACUUCCAGGGAGCUUUGAGGGACUUCCCAUGUGUCAUUCCACACUCUUUAGGUAGAUCACCUAUGCUGCUCUCUGAGUGUAUUAAAACUUUAUAUUAUAAAGGUAGAAAUAUUUGCGCAAGACAGGAUUUUAAUAAUCAGAUUUGAAAUUGUAAAUUCAGAGCAUUGCUGCAGACACACUUAAUUUUGGCUGGUGCAGCUUUACACUAGUGUUGCUUUUGAGAAAUUAAACUCUCUGAUCAUUUUGUUCUAUGCACACCACAGGAUUGCUUUCAGAAAGCUUAGAAAGAAGUGUGAUUGUUAGAGCAGUAAAUAAUCUGAAUUGUGACAGCAUAAAAAUACAAGUCAGCAUGCCCUUCUGCUGUUCUGAUGGGGCUCCUUAACCUAACGUCUGAUAACUAGCAGGGUAAAGAGGUUUUGUCCUCAGCCUUGGGAAGAGUGAAUGGCAAUCUCAGCUGAGGAAUAAAAUGCUUUCAGCCCAUCCAAAAAAUUACUUAGACCCAAAUAUUAGGAUUCUCCACUCUUAUUGUCAGGAAUUUGUAUGAAUCUUGAAUCAUGGGCUCUUUUAUCUUUUCAAAAACUAAAAAACAACAAAAGAACUGUCCAGAUAUACCUAGACCAUCACUUUUAGCCAUAAUAAAUCAUUUUUUCAGACUGUUGUUUUAAGUGGGUGGGUAUGAAGAGCCCCUAUUGAUAAUGUGUUCAUUAUAUCAUUCAAGAGUGUAACCAUAAUGUAUGGAGAAACCAUUGCAUACCUUCUUAAUUUCAUUUAUUAUUUUCUAGCUUUUGUUUUAACACAAGAUCAGAAUUCUAGCCCAUCCUCUCCCUACUGUAUAACUGGUUAGUAUGCUUUUGCUGUAUCUCCACUGUAAAGUAAAAAAUCUUUAUCUUCUAUGCCUUUCUUCAUAUGUGUUUCCAUGUUUUUUCAAUAUUUGACCAUUGAACUGAUAUUGUUGACUAAAAUGAUGCUUGGAUCCUUUCCUUGAGCUGAUGGCUAAUUUGAUAUUCAAAUUCAACUCUGAAAUACUUUAUUUCUAAUUUUUUUUCUUCUGAUUUUCAUUUUUGUUAAUAUUAUUGCUGCAAGCUACACAAUACAGGCCACCUCUGAACUAUUUUAAAGGGAGAAGAGCUCAGAGACUCGGGCACCUUUCUUACCUUUCAUAUAAUUUAAAAAGAAGCCUCGCAUAUGUAGAUUGUGCUGAAGCAUUUCAGAGUCUACUUACUAUUCAAAAAAUGUAAGUUGUAGUGUAGUGCUGUUGGUGGAAUAUAAUGUCAAUAGGAUCUGAAACCCAAAUUGUGAAUCAAUAGAAGCAAGAGUGUUUAAGGCCAAAGACCCAGUGGAAUGGGAAUGGUUAUAAUUAAACCGACUUAAUUGAGCUCAAGCAUCUAAACAGAAUUUAAGGUUUAAAAUACUUAUCGCUGCUUAAAUUAAUAUUUUUAAGCCACCCUAUUGCCGUUAACUGUUUCUACAAUUGAAACGUUAUGGGAUGUAGGCACCACCGUGCUGCACAUUUGCUGCUGUUAACUUUCAGGACGCCCUCUUUUAUGAUGCAAUGCAAAAUUCUGAAUUGGAUUUUUGGACUGUUGAUGCAAUGCAUGGGGAGAGAGAUGCACGCCUCUAGGUGGACCCCAGGUUACUGUUGCCUUGAGCAAGGACCUGACGGGACUAGUUAGGGGGAAACUCCUGUGGGAGGGAUCCAAGUUGCCAUGCUCACCACCUUACUGUGUGUUAGACAUGCCUCCUUCUCCUUCAGAUUUCCAUUGCAGCUUUUCACUGCCUGCUCAGCUUCUCUUUGAAGAAGGGGAGCAAAGAACUGUACUUUUCUAGUGGCCACCACUGUAUGUAAUGUAGUACAUUACAGAUAAGUAAACUUUUUACUGGAGCAGCAGCUGGAACUCAGGACUUCCACCCCUCCCCUUUACCUGCACGCAGAAGUGGGCAUCCCAUGGUACCUGUGGGCUCAUGCAUGCACAUGUUCUCACUCUACAAAGUUAGAACUGUUUCAACAGAAGGGAAUAAGGGGGUUCCCAGCCUGCACUAGCCUCCUGGGAGGUGAGAAAAAUUGACGUUUCUAAGGCUGAGUCAUCUCAGGGCAUGUACAAAAAUGGUAUUCUGGGAAAUCUGAGACAGAAAAUUUGGGUGUGCGCAGUUGUUAGUGACACCUGAAUGUGGGCACUGAAGAUGGAAAUGUUGGAUGUGAUGCCUUUUAGUGGACACAGCUCAUAAGUGUGUUGUAUAGCUAUUAAAGUGAUGCAUUUGACAAGAUAGUGUUGGAGCUGAUUUUAAACGUCAGAAACAUAUGAGCAGUAGUGCUCAAAAAUGGCUCACUUGGUAUUUCCAGACUUUCCAAAUUGCUCUAGAAUGUAGUAAUUCUAGCAGGACAGGUUUUGACCCAAAGGUUGAGCACCAGGAUUUGACAGGUUUUGAUUUGUGCAUGUGUGUAAAAGCAAGGGAGGUUCAUGGUAGGUUAGUGCCUGUCAGUGCCCUGGAGCCAGUAAGCUGUCAAAUAGUUCAGUGUUUUCCCAUCUCUUAUCAUUUUGUCAUUCCAGUAACUUUAAGCCUCCUCGUAUUUGUGUUCCUAGCGUUCUGCAGUACUGGAAAGAAGGCAUUUCUUAUGAAUGCUUACUGUGAAAGUUCUGUGUUUCAGCUGAAAUAUCACCAUCAUUCACUGAUACCUAUCUGGUAAGGGUGAAACUUCAGGAAUCUGAAAACAUCACUGUAGAUGAUUCCCCAGUUCACAGAUUUGAUUGAUAUUUCCAGAUGAAAUUGUCUGCAGCAUUAAAUAUAUUUUAGAAACACAGGAAUCUGUACUUAUAACUGGAUCUAGCAUCUCCACAAGCUGAGUGUGUAGUUCCUUGUGUCAUCUCCAAAGGCAGAGAGAUCUGCUGUUCAUCGUGCUUUGUCAGGUCUCUGACCAGGGUGAGUUGAUCAGGUUAUUCCCAUUGUCAUAUCAGCCAAAAGCAUCAUCAGUGUCCCUUUAGCACUGGCAUCCACUGGUUGUGGGCUGCAUGCAUAUUCUAGGCUAUUUUUCAUUAUGAGAAUGCAUCUUCUAUUCAUGGCAAGCUUUUAUCCAUAAGAUAAAAAGACAAAGCUGGCAUCUGCAGGAUGUCUCCGCCUGGAGAGCCACGCUGGCCUGCUAUUGAAGCUCAGCGAAGUGGGAGAUUUAACCAAGUCAAACUAGUUCAGAAAUAAAUUGAAAACAGGUGCUACUCAACCACAACAGGAGACUGAUCUGCUGUUGUAUGCACAACGUGAUUUUAGUACUGUGAGCAAUCUAAUAAAAAUGUACCUUAUAUGCAGCCUUUUCCUGGAAGUAGGCAUAACUGAGUGGAAUACUUUGUAUACUUGGUGUAACUUGAAGAAUGCAUAUACAAAGAUUGCUUGUAGUUUUGAUUUUCUACUUGAAUUUAAAUGUCAAUAAUCAUUAGUUUAAAGAUGUUUAUGAAUGUUAAAAUAUGGAAGAUUGUAUUAAGCUCAGUGUAUACAAAAUGUAAGAGUGAGCUUGGGUGCUUUCCCGCACUGUGAGCCACUUAAUAAAAAUAAUGUUGAAAUGGAAGAUAUCGCAUAUAAGUUGAAAGCAGCUAGUUGCAUGCCAUUUUGCUUUUCGUGUCUAAUAGUCAUGUCUAUCUGUUAUGUCACUGUGUGUAAUUAUAAAUUCAUGUAAAAAGGAGUUGUGCUCUGUCUGUGAACUACCAAUGCACAAGUGUGGCACUGUAUAGCUAAUAAUUUUUAUUUGGCUUUUUAAAUGUUGAGUUGAAUAAUUAAGAGUCAAUGCAGGACCUUUUUUCAGGACAACUUGCAGUGUCUGAACAGCCUAAGUUUCUUUGAGCUUUGAAAGCAACAGAAUAAUAGGUAGCAGAAUCUCUGAUUAAAUUUAUUAACUCUACAUUGUCUACCAAACAGAUAAAACAAACAAAAAA